CCGAGGGGGCCUUCGGGCCUGGCUGGUAGUAGUCGGAUCAUGGUGUGCAAUGAUCCCAUCUAUGGGUCUUUUGAAUACAAUAGGGGUGCUGCAUGCAUGGACAGCGGAGCAUCAACUUGCCUCAUACUCUCCCUCGAGCGUUGGAUGGAUUUUUGGAGUGUUCAGUUUCUUCUUAUACUUUGGCAGUGCGCAAGUUGGCCCCAUCUUUGACAGUCGAGGCGUGCUUCCAGUUGUCCUGCCGGGUUCGAUUGGCAUUGUGUUGGCCGUUUUCUUCUUCAGCGAGAGUACAGAAUACUACCAAAUCUUCCUUUCCUUCAGCGUUCUUGGCGGCAUCUCCUCCUGCUGCCUCUUCACACCAGCCAUCGCAGCCGUCGGCCACUGGUUCAACGUCCGUCGUGGUCUAGCCACAGGGAUAGCCUGCACCGCCGGCGGACUGGGCGGAGUCUUCUUCCCUUUGAUCAUUCUCUACCUCGGCCCUACGCUCGGGUUCACCUGGGCACUGCGUAUCAUCGGAAUCAUCUGCUUCGUGCUAUGCGCGCUCGCCUGCCUUUUGCUUCGCACCCGACUCCCACCCAAUCAUCAAGCCGGAAUGGCAGUCGACUUCAAAGCCCUCCGUGAGCCCAAGUACGCAGCCACCACGCUCGCAGUCUGGCUAGUGGAGUUUGCCGUCUUCAUACCAUACACCUACAUCUCGUCGUACGGACUCCACGCCGGCAUGGACUCGUCCCUCGCCUACAAGCUGAGCGUGUUCCUGAACGUCGGCGCGAUCCCCGGCCGCGCGUUGCCCGGGUUGCUUGCUGACCGCGUCGGCCGAUUCAACAUCAUGUCGCUGACCGCAUUAGUAUGCGCCGUAUUGACCCUGGCGCUGUGGUAUACCGCCGGGGAUAAUGACGGCGCCAUCAUCGCCUACGCGACCUGCUUCGGGUUCUGGAGCGGUGCGGCGAUUAGUUUAACACCCGUGUGUAUCUCGCAGGUUUGCCGGACGGAGGACUAUGGCAAGCGCAACGGGACAACCUUUACGCUGGUGAGUAUAGGGACGUUGACGGCGAUUCCUAUCGCGGGUGCGAUCCAGGAGUAUAACCAUGGGGAGUACUGGGGAUUGAUUGUGUUUGGAGGGGUGUUGUAUCUGGCGUCAUUUGUGGCGUUUGUGAUUGCCAGGGGUGUUGCAGGGGGUUGGCAACUCAAAACAAAGUUUUGAACCCAUCCUGUGUGUCUU
Aspergillus novofumigatus IBT 16806 is the source of this 1216-nucleotide messenger RNA. RefSeq names its product putative oxalate/formate antiporter. Gene Ontology annotation, biological process: transmembrane transport. The transcript is spliced from 3 exons. Gene Ontology annotation, molecular function: transmembrane transporter activity. The record is from RefSeq and is a predicted model, not a curated record. Gene Ontology annotation, cellular component: fungal-type vacuole membrane. Bases 50 to 1198 code for a protein of 382 amino acids. Lineage: Eukaryota; Fungi; Ascomycota; Eurotiomycetes; Eurotiales; Aspergillaceae.